Messenger RNA from Apodemus sylvaticus (European woodmouse), 1999 nucleotides. It is a transcript of the gene Tmem144, whose product is annotated as transmembrane protein 144. The coding region runs from base 183 to 1229 and encodes 348 amino acids. The record is from RefSeq and is a predicted model, not a curated record. Gene Ontology annotation, cellular component: membrane. Lineage: Eukaryota; Metazoa; Chordata; Mammalia; Rodentia; Muridae. Gene Ontology annotation, molecular function: carbohydrate transmembrane transporter activity. The transcript has 12 exons. Gene Ontology annotation, biological process: carbohydrate transmembrane transport.
GUCCGCAGGAGUCCUAGGGAGAGCCAGCUGAGUGAGUACCCACGGGUCACCUGAGUCUGAGGUGGCCCUGGGUCUGAGAGGCGCCCUGCAGCCUGCAGCUCCUUGGGAAAACUCGCAGAGCAAAAACUCCUGUAAAACACAGAUCGAACGUGAGCCGGUCUGCAAGCUGCCACCCUGCCACCAUGAGCAAUAAUUCAACAGACCUCACCACCGGCUACCUCUCCUCUGCUGUAGCAAUCCUCUUGUAUGGCUCCAACUUUGUACCACUUAAAAAAUACGACACUGGUGAUGGGAUGUUCCUUCAGUGGGUGCUCUGUGCUGCCAUUUGGUUGGUUGCCUUGGUGGUCAACUUGACACUACACUGCCCUAAAUUCUGGCCAUUUGCAAUGCUUGGUGGCUGCAUUUGGGCAACAGGGAACAUCGCCGUUGUCCCAAUUAUCAAAACCAUCGGUUUAGGUCUUGGAAUCUUAAUCUGGGGAUCAUUUAACACCUUAACUGGCUGGGCAAGCUCAAGGUUUGGCUGGUUUGGGAUGGAUGCAGAAGACGUGUCCAAGCCAAUGCUGAAUUACUUUGGAGCUGGGCUGUCAGUAGUAAGUGCGCUCACGUUUUUGUUCAUCAAAAGUGAAAUUCCGAAUAACCCAGGCAGCGCGGACCGCACACCACUGAUGGCAGAGCCCGUGAUCAACAGAACCGAAGACCCGUGUGUGGAUUCCUCCUGGGUGGAUAGACUUUCUACCACGUACCAACGCAUUGUUGGCUGCAGCCUUGCGGUAAUAUCUGGAAUACUCUAUGGAUCUACAUUUGUGCCAAUCAUUUACAUCAAGGAUCACAGCACAAGAAAUGACAGCAUCUACGCAGGGGCUAGCCAGUACGAUUUAGACUACGUCUUCGCACACUCCAGCGGCAUCUUUCUUACGAGUACAGUCUACUUUGUGACCUACUGUGUGGUCAUGAAAAAUCAACCAAAGCUGUAUCCUCAGGCAGUCUUACCAGGCUUCCUGUCAGGGGUGCUGUGGGCCAUCGCCACCUGCUGCUGGUUCUUAGCCAACCACUCACUAAGCGCUGUGAUCAGCUUCCCGAUCAUCACUGCUGGUCCUGGACUUAUUGCCGCACUCUGGGGGAUCUUCAUUUUCAAGGAAAUACAGGGUCUCCGGAACUACUUGCUGAUGACGCUUGCUUUCUGCAUCGUCUUGACUGGGGCCUUGUGCACCGCUUUCUCUAAAACGUAGCUAUUCACAGCGAGAGCAGCAGAUGGCGCCAGCGGCCAGGCGAAGCUACCACCGAAGCUAAUGCUACUGUUGAGCAGGGUGGGUCUCUGCCACUCUGGGAAUGACUGGAUACAUGACUGUUUGCUCCACAAAGGAAGAGAGACCGUGUUUCGGUUCGGCGUGUAUGGAAACUCCUUCCGAUGAGCUGUUAACGAAGGCUGGACCUCGCUGGGUGGCUCAAAGGCUGGACCAUCCUCUCUGCCGGUGCUAGCUUCAUCAUUGUCUACUUAUAUUCUAAUCCAGAAAAUAGGAUGGCGUUUGUACAGAGGAAAUCCCAGUUUAUAAUUUAUUAAUAAAGAGGAUAAAAAAUAAAUACUUUCUUGGUUGAGGGAAGAAACACAGACAUACCUUAUGGAAUUUAAUUUCAAAGAUAUCGGUCCCUUUGCCAGCAAAGUAAAUGUCAUAGCUGCUACCUGAAUAUUUAAAAGGCCAGUUCAUUAUUUUUAGCCAAAAAAAUUAUUCCUUUAAUAUUGCUCAGCUCUUUACAUUGCCUGCCCUGCUUAGCUCAAAAUGUUUUGGUAAUUAUUCCAGAUACAACCGCUCCUCAGAAAGCAAGUCACCGCCACUCAUAUGUACAUGUGAUAUAAUGACUACACACACAGUCCCAAGCACUCAUCAUGGCUCCUGAUGUGGACACAUUCUAGAGUUGCUAAAAUAAAAAGUUUUAGUUCAUCGGGUUCAAUCUAAAGGAAGCAGACUUGUUUGACUGCACAGCUUUUUUUUUUUUUCAC